UGACGCAGCACCUCGAGGCAAACAGUCCAGGUUCCUUGUGAUUGUAAGCAAAGGUUUAAAAUAUUCGUCUAAAAAUCACUGUGAUUUCUCUUCAAGUUAGCCUAGCUUGUGAGAACUUGAAUACAUCAACCCUUUGAAAGUUCAAAUAUGUUAUCAGGGGGAUUUUUAAGACGUUUUGGAGCGAGUUUUACACCAACGACUGCUGUUGCUUCGUCUACGAGAAACCUGCUUUCCAAACCAAAAACCGCCAUUUUGAGCCCUCUUUCUUCCUUUAAUCGUUGCUUAUGCGAAGCAAARCUUACAAACACUUAUGAAGAGACAACUCGCAAUAUCCCAAAGUAUCAGCUUCAAGCUAUUGAUAAAUUUUUCUUGGUUGUGACUGGCACAAUGAAACGUGGAGAAAUCCCCAAUGAAGUCAGUUAUGAAAUUGUGGAGAAAUCACAGAACCGAAGACGAAUCAUGGUCAACAUCCUCACCAUCUUUCUUACUAUCUUUGGUAGUGCUUAUGCUAUUAACCGAGGUAGAAAAGCAAGAGAUCAUAAAACAGAAGAUAACGUGUUUGAGAUGAAUGUCAAGAGAUAUGAACGGUUGAGAGAAAAAGACAAUCUGGCUAAACUUGAUAAUAAAGACAUCUAAAAACAAGGAAAUUAUUUAAAAGAAAAAAAAGGUUUCAAGCACGCACUGGCUCCGUAUGUGAGGGAUUCGUUAUUCUAUGUGUUUUUCCUCCUCUUGUGGUUCAUAGCUGUCAGCCCAUCAGUGCAUGAGAAAUUAUUUGUAUGUUAUUAAAAAAUUGGUUUACCAUUAAAAUCUAUAAAUUUGG
This is a messenger RNA of Actinia tenebrosa (Australian red waratah sea anemone), 820 nucleotides long. Its product is annotated as protein FAM162A. NCBI's taxonomy places the organism in Eukaryota, Metazoa, Cnidaria, Anthozoa, Actiniaria, Actiniidae. The record is from RefSeq and is a predicted model, not a curated record.